Molecule: messenger RNA, 3212 nt
Organism: Aegilops tauschii subsp. strangulata
Lineage: Eukaryota; Viridiplantae; Streptophyta; Magnoliopsida; Poales; Poaceae
Biological process (GO): regulation of DNA-templated transcription
Molecular function (GO): double-stranded DNA binding
Source: RefSeq, a predicted model, not a curated record
CACUCCCUCGUUCUCGCUCGCACCACCGCUCCACGUAUCCCCUCGCCGCCGCCGCCGCCGCCGUCCGCCGCCGCCAUGCUCCGGCUACGUGGCUGCGUCCUCACCCAGCUCCUCUCUUCUCCAGCCACCUCUCCCGUACCCCAUCUCCGCCGCCUCAUCUCCGCGGCCGCGCCCGCCGUUUCCCCAAACAUCGGAUUCGCCGUGGAGGAGUACCUCGUCGCCACUUGCGGCCUCACGCGAACACAGGCCGUCAAGGCCUCCCCCAAGCUCUCCCACCUCAAGUCCCCCGCCAAGCCCGACGCCGUGCUCGCCUUCCUCGCCGCCCUCGGCCUCUCCGCCGCCGACGUCGCCUCCGUCGUCGCCAAGGACCCGCUGCUACUCUGCGCUAAAGUGGAGAAGACCCUGGCACCCGUCGUCGACGGGCUCACCGGCCUCGGCCUCUCGCGUCCUGAGAUCGCGCACCUCGUCUCGGUCGCCGGCGAAAAGUUCCGCUGUAGAGCCAUCAUCUACAGGCUGCACUACUACCUGGCCCUCUUCGGCUCCUCCGGGAAACUCCUCCGGGUGCUCGACCGCAGCCCCUACAUUCUCUCGUCCAACCUCGAGAGGGUGGUGAAGCCCAACGCCGCGUUCCUGAGGGAGUGCAGGAUAGGUGCUUGUGAUAUUGCCAAGCUGUGUGUCGCUCAGCCGAGGAUGCUCACCUCCAAUGUGGAGCGCGUCCGGGCGAUGGCGGCGCGCGCUGAAGGCCUAGGUGUGCCCCGUGGCUCCAGGAUGUUCUGGCGCAUGCUGAAUGCCCUUGCGUUUCUCCGCGAGAAGGAUAUCACCGCCAAAGUGGAGUACUUGAAGGACACUUUCAGAUGGUCCGAUGCUGAGGUGGGCAUUGCUCUUUGUAAGGCCCCGAUGGUGCUGGCGUUGUCCAAGGACCUGCUGCAGAGGAAGUCGGAGUUCCUGAUCUCUGAGGUGGGGUUGGAACCGGCAUACAUUGCUUAUCGGCCGACAUUGCCCACUUACAGCCUGGAGGGCCGACUAAGGCCCCGGUACUACACUUUGAAGUUUCUUAAGGAAAAUGGAUUGCUAGAUCAUGACCGAGACUACUAUUGUGCAGUCGUGCUGCCAGAGGAGGUAUUCAUGGAGAAGUUCAUAUGCCCCUACAAGGAAGCUGCACCACAACUCGCUGAAGACUAUGCAGCAGCGUGCAAAGGGGAAGUGCCGGCUAGAUUCAGAUUUACAUGAAGCAAGGCCUGUAUGAAAAUUUCAUAACCGGGUAUGACACAACAGAAGUUUCACUCUCUGCAUCAAGCCGUUCAUUCCUCAUGUUAUUGACACAUAUAUUGGAACUAGGAGAGUGUGAGAUCACGGCAUCCUACUAAUGCUUUGAUGUGAGUAGUAUUUCUGCACACUGUCUUUAUGUUCUGAAAUAGCCAUGAAAAUUUUGAACUUCUUUUUCCGCGGGAAACAUUUUUGGAUUUGUUGUUGGCCUGUUGGCCACAAUGUGCUGAUCACUAUUGAGGAUGCAGUUUUGAUCUAGUUCUUCUGAGAUUUCAUUAGUUUGUAUCAAGUUGAUUUGUUUAUUUGUCUCAUGUAUUUUUGGAUGGCCUACUAGCUGAUACUUUUCCAGGGGCAUUUGAUCUCAGAACUGAAUAGUUGAGUAGUAGGCUAGUGGCAUUUUUCUUGACAGUUUACUUGUAUAUCACUACGACGUAACAGAUAUUUCAAAUGCCCUGGUAUUCUUACCGUAGAAGCAAAUCGAUAGUUGUAUGGUAUAGUGUUGAAAAGCAGAUGUCGUCUCAUACAGUAAAGGAAUUUAUAUUAUGGUAACCCUAGAAAGGCUUAUGACAUCAUUACAAUGUUAAUUCAGCCAUAUCUUUAAGCUAAUUUUAUUCCAUAUUAGCACUAUCUGUAUAGAUAAUGAGGACAUCUUUAUCCCUGAGCAUAGGAUAGUCAAGUGGUUUUAUGCACUAUCCUUAUUUGCAAUUUCUAUCUGGCAAGUCGGUAAAGGAAAAGAAAAAAGGCAGAUGGGAGGCCAUGUUGUAUAGAAUCUUGCAGAAUUUCAAACAUAAACGGAAUAGUAGACUAGACAUGCUAUGCACCUCAAUUUAAGAACCAAUUUGUUUGAGGAUGGUGCAUAUUUGUUUGUUCUUGAUGUGAAACUGGAUAGAUGGUGCUUUUGUCUUUUUCCGGCGGACAAGAUGAAACAUGACGGCCAUGAAUUUGAUAUACUAUGCAUGAUUCUGAAGGCUCUGUUAGUUAAUGAUACCCUGAAGCUUCAGUGACAACUGACAAGUAUGGCCUGACGACAGCAUGGAUUUUAUUCAGGGAAGCUCCUACUUCUCUAACUUUUUUGAAUUUUAUUUUCUGUCCUAUAACAAUCUGACAUGCAUUUUAUUUCUCAAAGAAAGGAGAAAAUGUGCAAGAAAUUUCUAUUGUUAUUUCAGGAUCAAGAUCUUUCGGAUAUCAUACUAUUACUUUCUUCUCUUUAUUUUUGUAAACUCAUGAUGAAAUGACGAUGUGCAUAGCUGUCCAAUGAAUCCACUUAAAUGGGUAUAUUUUCAUGUGAGUGCACCAAAAGUUAAAUGCUUAAAAUUGUUUUACCUUAGUAUAAAGUGCACAUUUAGUCUCUAAUACACCGAAGACCUGUGAUGAAAACCACUUAACCAAGUGUAAAGAGUAGAUGAUUCUCCCAUUCUUAUUUCUAGAAUUCAUUUGUCCAACAUUUCGCUGAAUGUUGUGUGUGCAGAUGCGAGAAAGAAAAAAACUGAAAGAAUGUUGGGCAAGAUUUUGGUGAAGAAGACCGCUAUGGUCCUCCGAUAUUGCUUUCCUCAUUUGUGCACACACUUUGGAUAUUGGAUCUAUUUACUAGUUGCUCAUGCCCUACAAGUGGCGACAUGUGGCGGCAAAAGCGGAAGGAGAAGGCAUUGUGAAUGGGGAAGAUUAUUGCUGAGAACUUGUCGUGGCCCCUUAAAAGUGAGAGAGUUGUUAAGUUUUUGAAAGGUAACUCCUCAAAAUUUUGAGGAAUUAACUUGAUAGGAGGUAGGCUAAAAAAGAAUAUUUUGAGGAGUUAAACCUUUUAAGGGGUUGGCUAGAGAUGCCUUAACUUGUGCGAAGAAAAGAAUCGAUACACAAUGUUGCUCCAACAUUGCUUCACUCAACAAACUAGUUUAUAUCCCGGCGCUCACAUUUGUAUUUGCAUUUCAAUGUGAUCACAUUUCUUUCAA